AUGAACGUUACAAACAGCCACAACCACAAUCGCGUCGACUACAACAACAAUCGCGUCAGCCACAACAACCACAUCAACAGCCACAACAACAGCCACAAUAGCCACCUCAGCAACGUCAUCAGCAGCAGCAACAACAACAACAGAAUUCCAAGACCCACAGCACAACAAUCGCUGUCCCUGGAUGUGAUUGGUCGUCGUCAUGGUGGCUGCGAUGGUGACGUCAUACGAAGCAGCGAGUGGACGAGGUUAACUGGCGCGAGGUCCUCUGUUUCUCAGUAUUACUUCAAUCGUGAUAGGUCCAUUAUUAGUAGGUUGGUUCAGUGA
Molecule: messenger RNA, 324 nt
Organism: Helobdella robusta
Lineage: Eukaryota; Metazoa; Annelida; Clitellata; Rhynchobdellida; Glossiphoniidae
Exons: 1
Coding region: 1-324 (107 amino acids)
Source: RefSeq, a predicted model, not a curated record